GAACGGGAAGUAGGGAGGCUCAGAGAGGGUGACAAGAUUGGGGAAGGACUGCAAUGAGAAGGGGGCAAUUCAGGGGCCUGGGGAGGUGCUGGGGAGGCUGAUGGAGAAAAGGACCAGGGAGGUGGGGGAGAGGGAAGAGACUUAUGGGAGAAAUGUGGAGGACAACUCUAACAAGGCGUCGAGAGGGAGGCAGACAGAGAAUUGGGAAGACCGGGGACAGGGUUUGUUCAGGAGGGAUGAAGAAAGAGCGGCUAUGAGACAUAAAGGGAUGGGGACGGAAGUAAGGAUGCAGGAAAGCAGGAAAUGGGGCGCACAUCGAGUCCCGGAGGUUAGAGGAAAGCGCGUAUCCUUGUGGUCUCAGCCUUCCAGUUCCGCGUUUGCCCCUCGUGGUGCCAAAGAGCAAGAAGCAAGAGUCCAGGGAAAGAGCUGGGGCGUGUGGCCCAGUGAGAGGACCUCGCCCCGUCUUCCUGGACCUCCCCCGACCCGCCUCUCCAAGAUGCAGCCAGAGGUGGAGCCUUUCAGCUCCCCCAACCCGGGCGCCUCCAGUUCGCACCGGGAGUCAGGAUCCCUCGACCUCGAGUCCGUAGAGGAGUCCGUGUAUCGGAGCAUGGGCAGGCCUGCCAAAUCCUCAAAGCAGUACCUUCGGCAGGUCAUCUCAGAAUAUGAGGCGCUGGAUCGGGAGCUCCCAUGUAUCCGAAAGUUCUCAGAACCGCCCUCUGCCCAGCCCCUCUGCCUUUGCAUGGAGACUUCGGAGGAUUUCACGCACCUGGAGGUGCUGCAGGCUCUGGAGGCCGAGCUGCCCGGGGCCAUGGAAAGUGGGCGCGUGAGCAGCAUCCGCUACGAGAAUAUGAAUGUCAUCUGCGGCACCGCGGGCCGCAGGGACAGGUGGCUCAUCACCGUCACAGACUUCCAGACGCGCUCGCGCCUGCUGCGCUCAGGGCUCAACCUCCGAGGAGUCGCGUACCCACUUGUGCGCCACGACGAUCUACUGCUGGGGGACUACCGUUUGCACCUGCGCCGCUCCCUGGUCCGACGGCGCAUGCUCGAAGCCCUCGGGGCGGAGCCGGUCGAGGAAGAUUGACGCACAGCGGGGGCGGGUCCCAGCCGCGCCCCGCCCCCAGGCCCGGCGAAACGAGAGGGCGUGGCCUCCCUAGGAAGGAGGCGGGGCCGGCUCGAGGGGGUGGAUACUGUGAGUUUAAUUAUAAAGAAUGACCUGAUACAAAAGCCA
Molecule: messenger RNA, 1228 nt
Organism: Rattus rattus (black rat)
Lineage: Eukaryota; Metazoa; Chordata; Mammalia; Rodentia; Muridae
Gene: C2H19orf81
Product: chromosome 2 C19orf81 homolog
Exons: 5
Coding region: 101-1081 (326 amino acids)
Cellular component (GO): EKC/KEOPS complex
Source: RefSeq, a predicted model, not a curated record